CUGGUAUUCGUCGCUUUUUAUUCUGACUUGCGUGAUUUCCACAAAAAAUCUCUCUAUCACGGCGCACGCUUGGCCAGGGUUCGCUCCCUCGGAGACAACCGCACGUAGCGCCACGGCGCCACCGGCUGACAGCACUUUUUUUUUUUACACCCCAAACAAACAUGGUGGACGUUUGGGAUGUCCGUACUCAACUGCUGAAUUACUUUCACUCGCAUCCCGGGGAAAAUGUACGUACGGUGGACCUAUGUCGUGUUAUUAAGCAACCUAAGAAGACAAUCAACAGCGUACUGUACAGAUUGCAAAGAGAUGGCGUCCUUCAAAAGGUGGUUGAGAGCCCACCAACAUGGAGAGAAACCAGCAGUCGCAUUGAACAGCAAUAUUCAAUCGGGUAUCCUGCGGAGGCAGCAGCGGGUGACGGUUGGCAUAAGUUGAAAGGGCAUCCCGACGAAAACUCUACCGGCAAGGCUCCUGCUAUCACUGAUGGCCGAACGCCUCCAAACUUUGCUGGAGGACAAGAUGCAUCAGAUGCAGGAAGCCAGGAGGCAGAGCUCCCCUCAAUGUCGGGGGGGCGCAGAGCCGAGGACUCGCCGCCUCUCAACCUACCUCCCAACCUGGUGGUGGCCGCCCGCACGGGCAACGGCAGGUUCUCGGUGGCGCCGCCCUCCCAGGCACCUCCACCCAUGGCACCACCUCCCAACAAUCACUCAUCGUUGCCGCCCACAAACCAAGUACAGAAUUGGUCUGAGGUGCAGGUGGCAUUGCCCUCCCAGGCUCCCUCCACCGGUGGAGGCCAGGUGGUGGUAGCCAAUUCGACCCCCACGUCGUCUAACAACAUUCUGCAGACGGACCUGACAGCACUGGUCAUCUCUCACCUACGUACCAUUGGCACGCCUGUCUAUACCAAGGACAUGGUCAAAGCACUGGGGCUCAAGCACAAGCGAGAAGUCAAUCCCAUUCUCUAUCGACUACAGGAUCGAGGGGUCCUCACAAAGGUGUGGGACACCCCACCCGCUUGGACCUUAGUGCCAGGUAGCUAUGGAGACCUGGAGAGAAAUAACCUGUUUGCCAAGCAGCCGCCGCAGAGAGAACUGCCUGCUCCGCCGGACUUCAAUGCCGAGGACGGUGACACCAGCUCCAUGUCCAACGGGGUGGUCGGGGGGAUCCGCAGAGAACCAAAGGGGAACGUGGGGGCCAAGGUUGGUCCCGGGGGACUCCGUCAGAACCAGCUUCCUCCUCAUGAGCUGCUGCGUCUGAGCAAUACUUUUGCACAGAUGAUGAUGCAAGCUCCUCCUCAACAUCAUUCCAAUGGGGGCUCGCCACUCCAGGCUCAGCCACAGAACAUGAAGAUCACUCAGCAGGUGCAGGUAGUGUCAUCCUCAUUGGAGGUAGCGUACCAGCAACAGCAGGAAAUGAGUCAGCAGCAGGGGCAACAGCAGCAACCAACCAAUCAGGGGCCAGUGAAAGAAGAAGCUCCCCCAGCGCAGGCCACUCCCACCCCGAGUCCCCAGGGCAUUUCCAAAUUCCCGAGCUACGCGUCGCUCACCAAGAAUCCCGUGAGCGCAUUCCACGAGUUUGGGCAGAUGCAACACGUCGAGGCCAAGAUCGACAUUGUGGCGACGGAUGGUCCACCGCACAACCCGAGGUUCAAAGCAGUUGCAUUCCUGGACAAGAAACCUGUGGCGGAGGCCUGGGACAAAACAAAAAAGGAGGCAAAACAUCAGGCGGCCGAGCUCGCUUUCCGAAAGUUGGUGGCGAGCGGUGCCCUUGCCUCCGAUGUGCCGUCCCCGGAGACCGACAUCUUGAGCAGUCAGGAUGAGAGCAUCCCGAUGUUUGACAUUAUUGCUGCCCUGAGUCACCGCGAGUUCAGCCAGAAGGUCCUCGAGGUCCCGGAGUACGUGGGCGGCCGCAAAGUGUUGGCUGCACUAGUCAUGAAGAAUGGGGUGGCAGAUCGUGGAUCUGUCGUCUGCUUCGGGACUGGGAGUCGCUGCAUCACUGGAGAGCAGCUGAGCCAGGACGGAACCGUGGUUAAUGAUUCACAUGCAGAAGUAAUAACAAGGAGGAGCUUCCUCAGGUUUCUAUAUCAGCAACUGAAGACCUACGAACCAAACUCUGAGCACAGCAUCAUGGAACCCGCACAGGACGGACGCAUCCGGAUAAAGCCGGACGUAACGUUUCACCUGUACAUCUCGACAGCGCCCUGUGGAGAUGGGGCACUUUUCGCACACACGACAAAACCAGAUGACAAGAAUAAGGCGCAGGACCAGAAUGGAGAGCAGCAUCACCCACUCUUUACAAAGAGCUGCCAGGGUCUGCUUCGAACUAAGCUCGAAGCCGGGGAAGGCACGGUUCCCGUGGACCUGACUACAGACUACCAGACCUGGGAUGCGAUCCUGCAAGGGGAACGCCUGCGCACAAUGUCGUGCAGCGAUAAAAUAGCUCGCUGGAACGUUCUGGGUCUACAAGGGGCCCUGCUCAGCCACUUCUUGCAACCCGUUUACCUGAGCUCCAUCACCCUCGGUAAUCUGUAUCACCACGGGCACCUUUCACGGGCGGUGUGCUGUCGGCUGGAGGGUGAUCCAUCUCUGGACUCUCAGCUGCCCGUCGGAUACAACCUCCAUCAUCCGACACUAGGCUGCGUGAGCGGUCACAACCCGCCCCGCGACACCGAGAAGACAAAGCCCUAUUCCAUCAAUUGGUGUAUAGGAGACGAGCGGCCAGAAGUAACCAACAGUGGCACCGGCAUGCGUCAAGAUCGGAGUGGAACCAACCUAGAAUCCCGUGUAUCCAAGGCUUCACUCUUCAACCUCUUCAAGGACACCUGCGAACAGCUGAAGAGAGAGGACCUGCUCGACAAGACGUAUGGGGAAACCAAGGACUCUGCCCUGGGCUACCAGGGCGCCAAGAAGGUCCUCUUUGAACGCUUCCUCAAGCUGGACCGAGGUCGAUGGGUAAGGAAGCCACCGGAAGAAGAGAUGUUCCACUAGAGAAAGCCACAUGCAAACAAGUGAAUGGGGGAGGGGCUGCUACUCAGAUUGGGGCUUCACCACAAAACACAUUAUUCUCUGUGCACUGCCGUCAAAAAAGAAAUCGCCAACACAGAUCGAGUAUAUCGCGCGGGGGUUUCACCGUACGACGGAAGCCAUUUAUCUCCAGAAGGUUUUGCUCACUUCGCAUAUUGGUACGUGAUAUUGAUACGGUCCUGAAACAGAAAAAAUUGACACUGCAUCGUUGAUUUCAAAAACUGACGGAUUUGAAAAACCUAUAACGGUCACUUUGGAGAUGACCUGCGCCAAACGUUCUGGGAAUAGAUGGCUUUGGACGAGAGCAAGGCCACGAUCCUUCCGUGGAGAGGUUAGCGCCUUGCUGCUGGUUGGGACGUUUUGUUUGACCCACGCGCUACUUGCGGCAGUGGACAAAGUCCACCGUAGUACAAACUAUCAUCGACGGCAGUACAGUCUCGCAACAUUGUAUGUAUAUGUACAUGUAUAUAACGUCGCAGACGUGUAUAUACGUAUAUAUAUAUAUGCGCAUGUUUGUCUAUAGUCAAACUCAAAGCAGCAUUAGAGAAAGCCGGGCCUCCUGCUGGGUUGGGCGAAACAGAAAGCAUUUUAAAGCGUUGUUGGAGAAUCCGUCAUUUUCUUCUUUCUCUCUAUCCACGAUGCAUCCUCCAGAUGCACUUUCAGCUACAUCGGGAGAAUCUUUUCGCAUCUCCCAAAGCUCCGCUUCUGGAGCACGAAACUGGAAAAGGAAAAUUGGACAUACAAACUUGACAAUGCCUGUUACGAGUGAUUCUGCCUCACACAAGUCAGGUGUUGCUCAGGAAGGAAAAAAAAAAAAGUUAGUCGAAGCGAUCUCGAAACCCAACUUGAACGUGGGUUGCUGGCACGAAAAAGUAAAUUGGAUGUACAAACUUUUCGGACUGUCGGCGGUGGAGACGCUUUUUCUCUUCUAUCUUCUCUUCCAUCUGUAGCCUCGUGAGAUUAGGCCGUCAGUGCAACAACUUUCUCUUCAUCCGCGACGGAAAAACUGGACGGGUGUCUCUGUAAACGGGGCGCUUCUGUUUUGUCGCAUCUAUCUCGGCGAGUCCGCGUUGAUAGCUCGCGAAGCGUUCCUCAUCACUUACUCAUUUCAUUCUUUUCUUUUUUUUAGAUUCUGUAGAUGUUGAUGUUCUACUUAUUUAUUGCCCCCUUCGACACACACACACACACACGAGGGGGGUGGGGUGUUAAUGAACCACCCCACGGUUCAAGCAGUGAAAGUGAACACUGAACUGUCAUGCAGGAAAGUGUGACCUUGUGAAGACAAGACAGUGCUGUGUUGACUGCAGAUGGCAGCUUCACAAACAGUUCCUUUUUAAGUGCACCGAAUGAAUGCAUCGUGAACUUGAAUGUCACGUUUUAACAAGUACAUCCGCGAUCCACGUUGGGUCAUCCUAGCGUGCGUUGUCUGUGGUCGCACGUUUUUUUCUUUUUUUUUUCCUGUGUUUUAAGAGCCCAGUCUUUUUCUCUUUUUUUUCAAUCUCCCAUCCUGUAAAAUUCAUAUAUUUUGUAAAUAUAAUUCCAUGAUGCAGCUGUGUCACUUCUGUUUAUCUUUCUUAGUGUUUUUCUUUUUUUUUUUUGUUCUUCCUCUGUACGUCUCUUUUCUGCUGUUCGAGAAAGUUGCUGCCCCACACUCUCUGGGGAGAGUCCAGUUUUUCCGUGCUGAAAUGUCGUUGUACAUAAAGCGUACGUCUAGAAACCGUAAGGAACGUAGUUCUGCAGUAAUCUUUCUCGUUUCGAUUAGCGUAUCAGUCUUCUUGUCGUCUUGUCUAUGUGAUUGUGAGCGCCAGACGUGGCAUAUGAUUUAGCUCGAUAGCUCUGUUCGAUAUCGAGGCGUCUUAGUUGAUCCCAAGUGGAAAGGGGGAGGGAGAGAACGUAUUGUUGAAACUGCUAGCGAGUAAAAAACAUUUUUUCUUCAGUUGUUGUCCUGGGUUUUCUCUUCAAAAUGGAAGAAGAAAAAAACCAUGAGCCGGAACGUCUUAAACGACCAAAGUCUCAUGAGGGCGAAGAAAUACUCCAGAUGCUGAAAGUGGUCCAUCGUGAGGGAUGGACGCUUUUGGAAUAGAAAAAAAAAAAAAAAGCCAGUCACGUGCCAAAGCAAAAAUAAGGGUCCUUUGCAUGUCGCGUGCUUCGUCGUGUCACGUGAGAAUCGAAAGAACAUCACGUCUCGUGAACAUCCUUCGAGUCGCGUCUCUCGCCUGUGGUUUUUUUCUUCUCCAGGUAUUUUCUAUGGCAGGCCUUGGAAUGCAGCCUGUGUGCGUAGAUAUUCAUACGAGUACGUGUGCGAGACACCUACUGUUGUGCCCAGCUAACACGCGCCAAGAUUUUUAAAAACAAUAUUUUUUUAAAUCUUGUUGCACGUUAGUUAGGACAACUUGUAUGUGCGAGUGUGUAUAUUUAUGCACACGUCUAAUUACAUUCACUUCCCAGUGGCAGGCACCAAUGGCUGUUCUUAAAUAUAUCUGUUUUGAAAGGAUACACAACCAAAUUUUCUUUGAUAUUCUAGUUGUCACAUUGCCAUCAUGCACAUUGUGAACAUUGGCUACUUGUUUCCAUAAAAUGUUUGUUCCACUGGUAAGCUGCGUAGGGGUACGCUGAACAUUGGCUGUUGUGCAAGUAUUAAUCGCCGCAUGUUUUUGCCUCUGUUCUCAAACAAAAUGAAAUUUAUAUGGGACAUAAGCAUGUUGUGUCCUUCAGUGACAAUGGGACGUGGAAGACAUUCUAUUUAUUUGCCCCCUUUGCGAACUGACGCGUUUUAGAGCAACAUGAUGGUUUGUUUUCCGGAUUUGCAUCACACUAGCCCCAUCUUGUGGAGAGAAAUGUCACUUUGUUGUCACUGCGGGGCACAUUUGAAAAGUAUGUAUUCUCACUUGUUUUUCCGACAUCCAAACGGCGUAAGUUUUUCUUUUCUUUUUUUUUUCUUUCUUUUUUAUAUACGCAAAUUUAUUAAGAGUAGGAAAAGCAGAAGGUUACUGGAGCAUCCCUUUAGUGUGAUUUCAUGUCUUUUGAAUAUCAGCUUCCUUAUCUAGCAGUCUCGAAUCUUCUGUAGUUGAGAGAUAGCCAUAACUAUGAUAAGAUGUGUCGUCAUGCCACCUGUAGUAAUCAAUCUGUAUAAUCUUUCACGCAUGCUUUUAGCAAAUCUCGAGGCCCUGUCUCAAUGUGUGUGUUUGUGUCUUCAUAGCACGAGAAGUUUUUCACUUCAAUCUCGUGACAUCCUCUGGCAUUAGCUAGCGGAGCAAAAAAAACUCUUAGGUGAGGACAGAGGGAAAGAAGGUUAACGCUUGCUCUCCCGCCUAGCUUUUAGUAGGUAGAGUGAGCGAACGACAGUACAUGUCUGUCCGUGCGUGCGUGUACUAUCCACGCUUGUCCAGAAAAAAAAAAGGAAACGCUAUAGUAAUAAAUAAGCAUUGUGCAAAAACACAGAGAAAGGGAAACUGCGGUACGUCUGGACAUUUCCAAUGUGGAGUGGCAUCCAAUCGAUGGACAAGCACUGAGUGGCACUUUUCAUAGCAGAUGAGAUUCAACGAAAAUGUUACGGACAUAAAUCAGCGAGGAUGUUUCAUUCAAGCAGGGUCUUUCUAACCUUAAUGGCUGUCAUACUGUCUUAUCUAACCGAUAGUCUCUCAGACCCGAGGGACACACUAUUAAGGAAAAACAUGCGCGUAAGGAUAAGCCACACUGUCACAUGAGAUGGUGCUGCCCUCCUUGGAAAUGGCCGUCUGUUUCCCUCCCCCCUUGUUUUAGCAGAAGGAUACAUUCCGAGCUGUCAAAGGAUCCUUGUUAACUGUCGCCACACGUUUCAUUGAUGUUUUGUUUGUCGGUGCUCGUGGGCGCCGACUGCAAAAUGUGGUGGUCGCUGCUCGCAAGUGUCUGCGUCAGCCUUGCGGAUGACCACGGUUGUGUUUGUAAGAUAACGUUGCAGACGAUGCAAGAUGCUGUGAAGUUGAAACAAAAAUCACGAAGAAACAGACGAGGUUUUUUAAAGAAAGAACAUUCCAUGUAUGUCAUUGUUUGUACGUUUCUGUUAAUUUCCUUUCAUCUUGGCUGUGACUCGUGGCGCCACCUGUGGUGACACUUUUGGACUGCACAGAGUGUGCUGCUUAUACGGUUGACCAAGGCUUAAAGCAAUACUUGAUUCUACUGUGUGUCUCCUUUCGAGGCACGAUGCAGUGUAGUGCCCACAGGUGGAGCCACAUGUCAUCCAGUGCUGACAAUGUUGUACUCUCCUUUGCAUUUAGAACCAAAACCAUCGCACUGAACCACGGGCUCAGGGCAUGCACGGAUUCCGUCCGUACUCGUGCAGGCAGUUGGAAGCACGUAUACAUAUAUACAUAUAUUGUACAUAUAUAUAUAUAUGUAUGUACAUAAGCAAGCUUUGGGUGGCUCUUGAACAUCAGUGCCAGACGACUGCGAUUUUUUUUUUUUUCUUCUCUUUUUGGACGAACGUGUGCCUUUCUAAAGGCAGUCUUUCCUGGUAUUUUACGCUACAUGUUACGCAUGGGUGUAAUAUAUAUGAAGGACGUUCUCUUAGAAAAGGAUACGUUCUCUAAAAUGUCGUGUUUCCAAAUAAUCUCUGAAAGCACAUUUUGUAUUAUGAGCGUCAAACUUAUUGCAUAACUUCUUCGCACCAGCAGAAGUAAAUGUUCCCAGACAGCUUUGAAGCGGCGAAACACUUCAAAUCAUUAAAUACAGAUUAGGUUAGGAUGCAAAAUUGCUUCUGCGAGUCGUGCAGCUACAAAUUUACGUGUUGUCAGAAAUGAAAAUCGUCCAAUGUUGGGCGGCAUUUCUAAACUAUUUGUAAAGCAACAAAAAUAGCGGCGUUUUUGUUGGUGUUGCGCUAAGAAAGGGGGGUGAGCUCCUUUUUCUAUCAACUAAGCAGGUGUACGUGCCGCAUACUUUCUGGUAUUGUCCGAGAGGCCCGUAUUGUCAUUACAUGGAAAUCAAUAGGCAAUAGUGAAAAAGAUAGUCAGUGCUUCAGCCGUCUGUUUUGCAUACCGGGCACGGUGGCCAGUACAGUUUUGCUUUUUGAAACAACACUUCACGCGGAACGAAGAAUCUCCAAAAAAAAAAAACCUUCACAGCAUUUUUCAUGACCUGCAUUUUUCUCAAACUGUGAUCUUGUUUUGUAAUUUUUAGUUUGUUUACGACUUUUUUUUUUACUGUAUCUUACAUAAAAUGCUAGUCAACCUGUUCACCUACUUUUUCCUACAAUUUAAAUAAAAGAGUUAAAAUUUUGACUGUCCAGUUGACACACAAACGAGAAAGAAGUAUUUGCCAUUUGAAUCAACAUGUCUGGAAAUAGUGUUGUGAUAUGUAAACUCAGUAUCUAAAUAAAGGUCACACAUGCAGUGUUGCAUA
Messenger RNA from Ornithodoros turicata, 8396 nucleotides. RefSeq names its product double-stranded RNA-specific adenosine deaminase-like. Gene Ontology annotation, cellular component: nucleolus; cytoplasm. Gene Ontology annotation, biological process: adenosine to inosine editing; RNA processing. Bases 162 to 2984 code for a protein of 940 amino acids. Gene Ontology annotation, molecular function: double-stranded RNA adenosine deaminase activity; tRNA-specific adenosine deaminase activity; double-stranded RNA binding. Lineage: Eukaryota; Metazoa; Arthropoda; Arachnida; Ixodida; Argasidae. The record is from RefSeq and is a predicted model, not a curated record. The transcript is spliced from 14 exons.